CUGAGCGCGUGAGCAUGAGGGGCGUGGCCAACCUGACGCAGGUCCUGGACAACUGGAGGUUCGACAUCCUGAGCCAGAUGAAGGGCCUCCUGCAGAACGACCACCAGUCCCUGCUGCCCGACUACGCCCGGAUCCAGCCCCUGUCCGAGGCCCUGGACGAUCUCUACAAGGAGUUCAACGCCCUGAAGGCGCACCUGGGAGACCUGACCGAGAAGUUCUCCGCCAUCGAGGCCUUCAUCGACGAGCUGAAGGCCGGCGGCCCCGCCCCGGGACCUGGUCCUGGUCCUGGUACUGGUACUGGUACUGGUACUGGUCCUGGUACUGGUACUGGUACUGGUACUGGUCCCGUCCCCAGGCAGACAGGGAGGAGGGUGAUGAGAAAGAAGGCCACCUCCACCUCCAGCUCAACCUAA
Messenger RNA from Menidia menidia (Atlantic silverside), 413 nucleotides. NCBI's taxonomy places the organism in Eukaryota, Metazoa, Chordata, Actinopteri, Atheriniformes, Atherinopsidae. The record is from the annotation of a GenBank genome assembly.